AUGGCCAGCAUCGAAAGCAUCAACGAAGGAGUUGCCAUCAAUGGCGUCGUCAAGGACUCGUACCGCAAGAUCCUUACUCCCGAGGCAACUGCUUUCCUCGCUCUCCUCCAUCGAUCUUUCAACGGUACCCGCAAAGCUCUGCUCCAAAGACGAGUGAUCCGUCAACAGGAGCUCGACAAGGGCAAUUUGCCAGAUUUUCUUCCUGAAACCAAGCACAUUCGCGACAAUGACGCCUGGAAAGGUGCUCCUCCAGCUCCCGGCCUCAUCGACCGCCGGGUCGAGAUUACCGGACCAACGGAUCGGAAAAUGGUCGUCAAUGCUUUGAACAGCAACGUGUGGACUUACAUGGCUGAUUUUGAAGACGCCCAAGCCCCCACCUGGGAUAACCAGGUCUCGGGCCAAGUCAACCUCUACGACGCGAUCCGCCGACAGAUCGAUUUCAAGCAAGGAGAGAAAGAAUACAAGUUGAGGACGGAUCGUUCCGUGACUUUAAUAGCAAGACCCCGGGGCUGGCACCUGGAGGAGAAGCAUUUCACUGUCGAUGGCGAGCCAAUCUCUGGUUCGCUGUUCGACUUUGGCCUGUACUUCUUCCACAAUGGCUCUGAGCUGGUCAAGCGGGGCACUGGGCCAUACUUUUACCUCCCCAAGAUGGAGUCUCAUCUCGAGGCUAGAUUGUGGAACGAUGUCUUUAACCUAUCCCAAGACUAUAUUGGCAUGCCACGAGGCACGAUCCGCGGAACCGUCCUUAUCGAGACCAUCACUGCAGCUUUCGAAAUGGACGAGAUCAUCUACGAGCUCCGUGACCACUCGGCUGGUCUCAACUGCGGCCGAUGGGACUACAUCUUUUCAGUCAUCAAGAAAUUCCGCCAGAACCCGAACUUUGUCCUUCCAGACCGAUCUGCUGUCACGAUGACUGUGCCUUUCAUGGAUGCCUAUGUGCGACUGCUCAUCAAGACCUGCCAUCGUCGUGGCGUGCACGCUAUGGGUGGUAUGGCGGCGCAGAUCCCCAUCAAGGACAACCCGGAGGCCAACGACAAGGCCAUGGAGAACGUUCGACAGGACAAGCUUCGUGAGGUCCGGGCGGGUCACGACGGAACCUGGGUCGCUCACCCUGCUCUGGCAUCCAUUGCCUCUGAUGUGUUCAACAAGCACAUGCCCACGCCUAAUCAGCUCUUCAAGCGUCGCGAAGACGUCUACGUCACCAAGAACGACCUUCUCAACAUGAAUAUGCCUGGCACUGUGACCGAGGACGGCAUCCGCAAGAACCUCAGCAUUGGUCUCGGCUACAUGGAAGGCUGGCUUCGUGGCGUUGGCUGUGUGCCCAUCAACUACCUCAUGGAAGACGCUGCCACGGCUGAAGUCUCGCGUUCACAAUUGUGGCAGUGGGUCAAGCACGGUGUCAAGACUGCUGAGGGCAAGACUGUCGACAAGGCUUAUGCCCUUAAACUGCUGAGGGAGCAAGCAGAGGAAUUGGCGUCUAAGGCGCCCAAGGGUAACAAGUACCAGCUUGCGGCCCGAUAUUUCGAGAGCCAGGUGACUGGUGAAGAUUAUGCCGACUUCUUGACGAGUCUCCUGUACAACGAGAUCACUACUGUGGGAUCAUCACAGCCUGUGGCUAAGUUGUAA
Messenger RNA from Fonsecaea nubica, 1626 nucleotides. RefSeq names its product malate synthase, glyoxysomal. The coding region runs from base 1 to 1626 and encodes 541 amino acids. NCBI's taxonomy places the organism in Eukaryota, Fungi, Ascomycota, Eurotiomycetes, Chaetothyriales, Herpotrichiellaceae. Gene Ontology annotation, biological process: glyoxylate cycle. The transcript is spliced from 3 exons. The record is from RefSeq and is a predicted model, not a curated record. Gene Ontology annotation, cellular component: cytoplasm; peroxisomal matrix. Gene Ontology annotation, molecular function: malate synthase activity.